Rotaria socialis is the source of this 3828-nucleotide messenger RNA. NCBI's taxonomy places the organism in Eukaryota, Metazoa, Rotifera, Eurotatoria, Philodinida, Philodinidae. The record is from the annotation of a GenBank genome assembly.
AUGAAUGUUACACUCGAUUUAGACGAUCAACAUCAUCAACAAAUAGAAUUAAACAGUAACGACCCAAUACAAUGUACACAUUUGAUAACGCGUCGUGAAGUUGAUAUAGAGUUAGCAAAUCGAAAAAAUCUACUUACUGAAACAACACCAACCAACGAUAAUAACCAAGUUUUUUCUCAGCCAAUAAUUGAUCAUGACUGGGAAUCACGAUAUUAUUCUGGCCAUUUGGUCGUUACCUGUGGAAAUUUUGUUGCCUAUUCACUUAAAAGACAAAAUGGUGAUGAUAUUGUCUGUGUUUUCUAUAAACAAGUGGAUUUUCGAUCUGUUAUAAAUCCUCCAUUUUCGGGUGAUAUUCAUGAUUUAGCAUUCUCAUAUUCUGAUGAUGUCCUUCUGGCAUGUGUUGAUCAAGCAUCGCAUUUACGUAUUUAUCGCAUAGAAAAAGUUGAUGAACCCAAUGAACUACAACAUACUGUAAUCUUAUAUGUCGAUCUACAAUAUUCGAAUAGUCAGUGUCCUCCAACAUUAUCCUGGUGUUAUUUUAUACCUGACAGUAACGAUAGUGAAGAUAAUGAUGCAUACACUUUGCUAAGUGUGACGUGUGGCUCAAAGGUCGAAGUAUUUAAUAUUGAUAUUGCAUCACAAUCAUGUAUCUCGGAAAAUAGAAUAAACUUGAAUCAAAUUGAAAAUGGUCGUUUAACAUAUGAGGAUAAUAAUGGUAACGUCACAUGUGUUUGUUUCUCACCCGACGGUACUGCAUUAGGAACCGGAACAGAUAAAGGUGAAAUAAAAUUCUUCUCAAUUAAUUUCGAUCAACCUCAAACAUGCAGAUGUUUACAUCUGUGGAUACCACAUGAAGGUCGGCCGAUUUCAUCAUUAUUUUUUCUUGACGAUCAUAAAAAUUUAACACAAGAUACUCAAUUAUGGCGCUAUGCUAUUUCAGGUUGUGAUGAAAACCGAGAACUUAGAGUUUGGAGUUGUACCAAUUGGAGUUGUUUACAAAUUAUCCGUCUUCAAUAUUCAUUUACUGAUUCUUUGUACAAUAAUAAUGCAUUACAGAUGCCUUUGCUUAAAGCUGCAAUUGAUUUAACAUCACGCUUUCUUAUUCUUUCUGAUAUAAAUCGAAACUCUUUGUAUGUAUUUACGAUAUAUCAAGAUGCUGAAAAUAAUCGAGCGCAUUUUUCAUCCAUAAAUGCUUUUAAUUCGAUCACUUCUCCAUCGUUAAGUUUUGCAAUAACAGCUGCUGAUCAAAUAAAUCGUGAACAUUCUGAUUUUGUUUCGUAUGGUGUUAAAAUGUACAGUAUUCAUACAAAAUUUUUUCAAGAAAUUUUACUUGUUUUCAAAACGAAUCGUUUUAUGACAAUAAAUCCUGUGUAUUUCAAACAAGAGAAUAAUUCUAUAGAAGAUAAUAUUGCUGAAGAUUUUCACUUCGAACCAUAUAUGUCCUAUCUACGUAAUGAAGAUUUAUCAGCAUCACCAACAAAUAUGAAUCGUAUAGAACCGCCUGCCAAUGAGUUUACAGCUCUUCCACCAUAUAGUAUUAAUGAUUUACUUACACCGAAUAGUUCUUUAACUAAUGUAACUGGUCUACCAACUGUUGAUACAGCACGUUCUCUACUGGCCAGUCAUGACGGAUCGGGAACAAGUGUAAAUAAUACGACAAAUCAACUUUCAUCACCGACAACGGUCAAUAAUAAAAUAUCAACAAUCGAUCCUCUUCAUGGUCUUUUACUCGGUAAUACAACAGCAUUUGAUGCUGUUACUACUCGACAACAACAACAACAACAACAACAACAUCGCAUACAUAUUUCACCAUCGCAACAACUACAACAGCAAGGAGCGACGGCUAUAUCUACAAGUCCAAGUAGUCGAAUCAAUGAUCGAUUUAAAUCGAAAGUAGCAACAGAUAAAGAUUCGUCAUCUUUAAUUAUCAAUGGUAUAGCCCAAACACCGUAUGAUCGGGACGAUAAAGAAGUUGCUGAAAGUAUGUCAUGCACAACAAACUAUCCUCUUCAAUUUGAAAAUAUAACGCACGAUGAUAAUGAUGAUGUUGAUACCGUAUUUAUGCCAAUUAAAACAAAUGAUGACGAUGAACCAAUUGGUGGUAAUCCAGAUCCACUUUUAUCUCCACCAAAAUACAAUGAUAACUCGCGUUGGUCUAAGAAAAGUCCCAUGAAAGGAUUAAAUACAUCGGGCCAUCAAGAUAUCGAUGAUUUUAGUGAUCCAACAGAAACAAGUGAUAAAGAUGAUGAUUCAACAGCCGAUGAAGAAAGUGCUCUGCACACACGCAUAAAACGACGUGGUGGACGCUCACCAAAUAGUUCUCAAAUAGGAUUAAAUUCUGAUGCGUUACAUGAAAUACGGCAGUUAACUCGUUUAUUAAAUGACUUUCGUUCACACAAAACGAAUAUGCCAACGGGAUCUCUUCAAUCAAUAGGAUUACAAUUGAAUUAUGAAAAGAAACUCGAUCAAUGUUGCCAACGUCUUGAUCAUCUAUCGAGCAAAGUCGAUAGAAUAAUUAAUCUUGAACAAUCUGGUAUUGUUUCUCGACCAAGUCGGCCAAGUCCAAAUGCAGCACCUGUACAAGUCGUGGCCAACAGCGAAUCACAAACACCAUUAUCCGAUGUACAUUACAAUCGUUUAGAAGCGUUACUUAUUGAAAAAACUGAAACAUACGUACAAGACGCAAUGAAAUCUGUAUUUGAACCCUAUCGAGAUAUGAAAGACAAUUUACAUAAAGAUCUUGCAGCUAAAUUAUUAGCAACUGAUACAGUUAUCAAACAAACAAUUACACAAAUAUUUCGCUCAAAAACAAUGAUUGAUUCUUUAAGUCAUACCAUAUCGAAUGCUAUUCAAUCAAUAAUGGUCUCGUCUUAUCGUGAUACGUUCAAUCAAAGUGUAAUACCAUCAUUCGAAAAAGCUGCUACAAAUAUGUUUCAACAAACAAACGAUGUAUUUAAACGUGGUACAAAAGAAUAUCUACAAGAAAUGAUUGAAUAUGGCCGACAACAACAACGUUCAUUGAUUCAACAGCGUGAACAAAUGAUGAAUGAAAUUCGUAAAGAAUCAACACAAUUAAAUAAAGACUUUGAAAAGAAAAAUCAAGAAUUGGCAACUACAAUCAAAAGUGAUAUUACUCAAUAUGUAACAGCAAAUCUAACGACGAUAGUUCGAGAAACAACUCGAUCGAUUUUACGUGAUGAAACAGCUUCAAUCUUUCGUGAAGCAUUAGCUGCUCAAAAAAAUGAUUUGAAUACUUUACUUCGACAAACUCUUGCUCCAAAACCAGCACCUAGCCGAACAACAACUCCCGCUCCCCCUGCUCCUGUAGCUUCACCAGCGCCAACUGUAACAAAUACAAAUUCAACGUUAGACGCUAAACAACAGCACAUAUUAAAACUUGCUCGUUUCGGCCAAUUAAAUCAAGCAUUUGAAUAUGUACUGUCAGCAUCGGAUUUAAAUCUUGUCUUAUAUCUAUGCGAAAAUGUUCGUCCAACAGAACUGUUUUCCAUUCAACCAUGUCCUCUACAAGCUCCUGUUCUUCUUUCUUUAAUUCAACAACUUGCAGCUGAUUUAAAUACACAUCAAGAAUUAAAAUACAGUUAUUUGCACGAAUCUUUAAUUUGUCUGGAUAUAUCUCAUCCAAGCGCACGUGAUUAUUUACAAACUGUUUUGAUUGAUCUCAGCAAAAAGCUAUAUGCAUAUAUUCAAGCAAAUCCAUCAACAACAAUGUCUAAACGUUUUCAAUUAUUACUGAUGGCAAGUCAAAGCUUAGUACAAAAAAUUGUUCAACAACGAGCCACGCCAUUAAUGCAGGCAUCAUCAAAAUAG